AUGCGUGCAAUAAUUAUUUUAUGUUUGUUAGCAGUUGCCUGUGCGGAUAAAUUAGGUUAUAAUUACCAGCCUGUAGCGCAUUCAGAACAAGGUCUCUCGUUCGUUCCAGGUGCCAGUGGACAUGAAAUACGUGGCGAAGCAUCCAUACAACAAGCACCUAUACAACAGACAUCAUCUCAAGUGUCCCAGCCUGCACCAUUAAUUGAAGAAUAUGAAAAAGAAUUUUAUAGUUAUUCUGCUCCGGAAGAAGAAUUUGAUGAUGGUGCAUCUAAUCAAAGAAGUAGUAAUUCUUUGAAAAGAAACUUACGUGUUUUAUUCAUAAGAACACCAGAAAAUCAAGGACUUGCAAAUGCUGCCCUAUCCUUAGCCAGACAAGCUACUGAUGAAAGAACUGCAAUUUAUGUCCUUACCAAACAAGCUGACGUUGGUAAUUUAGCUAAACAACUUGAGAAUCAAAAGUCACAAUCAAGAAGUAUACCUGAAGUACACUUCGUUAAAUACCGCACACCACAAGAUGCCGCUCACGCUCAGCAGGCCAUACAGUCGCAGUACAACUCUCUGCCUGGUGCUUCACACAGCGACCAAGGAACCGCUAAUGUUUUGAAUUUUGCUUCGAAAGCCACUGGCCCAGCUACUAACACUGCCCCAGCUAGUCCUCAUGCGCAAUAUCUACCAGCAAACCCGGUGCCAAGUCAACAGUACUUACCAUCUAGUUUGCGAAGAUUGCGUUUAUAA
This is a messenger RNA of Teleopsis dalmanni, 735 nucleotides long. RefSeq lists its product as uncharacterized. The coding region runs from base 1 to 735 and encodes 244 amino acids. The record is from RefSeq and is a predicted model, not a curated record. Lineage: Eukaryota; Metazoa; Arthropoda; Insecta; Diptera; Diopsidae. The transcript is spliced from 3 exons.